AUGGGUGGGAAUUUCUAUACUGAUUUUAACAUUAUCUUUGGAGAUAAUCGAGCCAACAUACAAGAAGGAGGCACAAGCAUGUCCCUUACAAUGGAUCAACAUUCUGGCUCUGGCAUGGCUUCCAAGAAUGAGUAUUUGUUUGGUCGAUUUGACAUGCAAAUCAAGCUUAUACCAAACAACUCUGCAGGCACUGUCACUACAUUAUAUCUAAGCUCUAUUGGGUCACACCAUGACGAGAUUGAUUUAGAGUUCUUGGGAAAUUUGUCUGGUGAUCCUUAUAUACUCUCAACCAAUUUGUAUGCCAAUGGCAUUGGAGGUCGCGAGAUGCAAUUCUAUCUUUGGUUUGAUCCCACAGAGGACUUUCACACCUACUCUAUUGAUUGGAAUCCUCAACGUAUAAUAAUCUUGGUGGAUAACAUACCUAUAAGAGUGUUUCAUAACAAGGAGAACAUUGGUGUUUCAUUCCCCACAAGCCAACCCAUGAGAGUUUAUACAACUUUAUGGGAUGGAGACUUUUGGGCAACAAGAGGGGGACAAGUUAAGAUUGAUUGGUCUAAAGCUCCAUUUGUAGCAAGUUUCAAAAAUUUCAAUGCCAAUGCUUGUAUUGCAAAACUAGAGGCAUCUUGCAAGGAUUUCAAUGGUGGGAGAAACAAAGGUCUUAAUGCUCAAAUUAGGAAGCAACUUAAGGAUAUCCAUUCAAAAUGGGUUGUUUAUGAUUAUUGUCGUGAUUUCAUACGUUUUGCUCAUGGUUUUCCAUCUGAAUGUAACAAGAAAAGUUAA
Cajanus cajan (pigeon pea) is the source of this 780-nucleotide messenger RNA. RefSeq names its product xyloglucan endotransglucosylase protein 1. Gene Ontology annotation, molecular function: xyloglucan:xyloglucosyl transferase activity; hydrolase activity, hydrolyzing O-glycosyl compounds. Gene Ontology annotation, biological process: cell wall biogenesis; xyloglucan metabolic process. NCBI's taxonomy places the organism in Eukaryota, Viridiplantae, Streptophyta, Magnoliopsida, Fabales, Fabaceae. Gene Ontology annotation, cellular component: apoplast; cell wall. The record is from RefSeq and is a predicted model, not a curated record.